AUGGACGUCACAUUGAUGGGUCAUCCAGAAGCACGGAACGUCGGGGAGCUUUGGGCUGGCAAGACGAAUAGCAAGGAGCGACGGAGACUGCAGAACCGACUGAACAGGCGAGCCUAUAGGAAACGCCAGGCUGAACAAAAGCUGGUUCGGAAGCGAACCAUGGUUCAGGCAGGUAUCGAACCAGACGCGAGGAUGAACCGAGCCCUUAGCUUGCCCGGAGUUACGGUCUUCUCUGUUGGUGUCAAACAUGAUCGGGCCCCCGAAGCACCAAUCUCUUUAACAUCUCUAGUCUCUGGCGUUGGCAUGUUCUCUUGGGGAGACGCCGCCGUCGUGUCCUCGUCCCCGCAGCGCCAUCUCCGGCUCCUUCAAUCAUGGUGUCGCAAGUUCGAAGAGACGAUGCAGCGAGAUGGCCUCAUCAGUGUCGAACGUGAUGAAGGCAGACUAGCUACCGACUCCGACGCCGUCCAGUUCGAAGAAGUGCUCGUCGAGGUCGGCCACGUUCGCUAUCCUGACUUGAUAUCAAACCCUGAGGAUCAGCUCAUCAGCCUCGUGUACUACAAUGUGUUCCGGGGUCUGGCCAAGAACAUCCGCGCAUUGAACCUGGACAUGCAAUCCAUGGCAUCGUGGGACUAUGACUCGCCGUUCAUGACUGGGAAAGUGGACGUCUCAACGCUUGCGCCUGACUUCCAGCCGACAUACUUACAGCGAACCAUAUCCCACCACCCGUGCUUCGAUGUUUUCCCCGACCCUGUGGUAAGGGAUAACGCGAUCGUGCAUUGGUACAUCGAAAAGCAUUCGUUGGAGGGAAGGUUGUGUAUGGCGUUGGCUGGCAGACACACCUGGCAUGAGAUUGACCUGGCCUUGAAAUGUGGCUGCAUCUUGUGGGGUGAGCCGGACGUCGCAGAGAGCUGGGAGGUUACUGAGGGGUUUGCCAGAGACUGGCCUUUCUUGGUGAAAGGAGCUGUUCGGCUUGAGGCGGCGACGAACCGCUACAGAGCUUUUCGAGGGGAGCCACCCAUCCUCUUCGCAUGA
This is a messenger RNA of Cladophialophora yegresii CBS 114405, 1032 nucleotides long. RefSeq lists its product as uncharacterized. NCBI's taxonomy places the organism in Eukaryota, Fungi, Ascomycota, Eurotiomycetes, Chaetothyriales, Herpotrichiellaceae. The transcript has 2 exons. The record is from RefSeq and is a predicted model, not a curated record. Bases 1 to 1032 code for a protein of 343 amino acids.